GCUGGAGGAGGAAGCUGCUGCUGCACCGGAAUCUGAAGAAUCCGAGGUUCCGCCAGGUCGCUGCUGCUGCCGAGACCCGCCUGUCUGCCGCCGCUCCCCGACACCACCUCGUCCCGGGCUCACCCUUGAUUGAGGAGAACAUGUCUCAGGCUGACAAAAUGAAGCAGGGGCAGUUCACCAACCCCGAGACCCCGGGUUAUGUUGGAUUCGCCAACCUUCCAAAUCAGGUUCAUCGCAAAUCAGUCAAGAAAGGUUUUGAGUUCACCCUUAUGGUUGUUGGUGAAUCUGGACUUGGAAAAUCCACCUUGAUCAACAGCCUCUUCCUCACUGACCUUUACCCCGAGAGAGUCAUUCCUGGAGCAGCAGAAAAGAUAGAAAGGACGGUUCAGAUCGAGGCAUCAACGGUUGAAAUUGAGGAAAGAGGAGUGAAACUUCGCCUCACGGUUGUAGAUACACCAGGAUAUGGAGAUGCCAUCAACAGCCAAGACUGUUUCAGCACCAUCAUCAGUUACAUUGAUGACCAGUUUGAGCGCUACCUCCACGAUGAAAGUGGUCUCAACCGGAGACACAUCGUUGACAACAGAGUUCACUGCUGCUUCUAUUUCAUCUCCCCUCUUGGCCAUGGCUUGAAACCUCUGGAUGUCCAGUUCAUGAAGGCUAUUCACAACAAGGUCAAUGUGGUUCCUGUCAUUGCCAAGGCAGACACCCUCACCCUCAAGGAGAGGGAGAGGCUCAAGCGCAGGAUCCUUGAUGAGAUUGAUGAACAUGGUAUCAAAAUCUAUCAUCUUCCUGAUGCUGAGUCGGAUGAAGAUGAAGACUUCAAAGAGCAGACCAGGAUUCUCAAGGCCAGCAUCCCCUUUGCCGUGGUAGGAUCCAACCAGCAGAUUGAGGCCAAGGGAAAGAAGGUCAGGGGUCGCCUGUACCCCUGGGGAGUGGUAGAGGUGGAGAACCCAGAACACAAUGACUUCCUCAAGCUGCGGACCAUGCUGAUAACCCACAUGCAGGACCUGCAAGAAGUAACCCAGGACCUGCACUAUGAGAACUUCCGCUCAGAACGCCUUAAACGCGGUGGCAGGUUGUCCUCCCAUGGUUACAUUCUGCCUCUGUCACCUGCCAGGAAGGGGCCAGAGCCUGAGGAAAUGGACAAGGACAUGAUCCUGCUGGAGAAGGAGGCUGAGUUGAGACGAAUGCAAGAGAUGAUUGCCAAGAUGCAGGCCCAGAUGCUGAAGCGAGAUGACGACGAUGUGUGAAGUCGACGGUAAUUGAGCCGCUGAUCGAGUCUGACCGGAGUGAUGGAAAGGGUGUAAAAGCUUGACCCUUACCACUUGCCACUAUUUCAGUUCCACAUGGGAUAUGAAGUAAUUUUUAUACCUAGAGUUAAGUAUAUUCAAUCAGUGUUAUGUUUAUAUAUUAACAUAUUACGGUUACUUUUUUUUUCUUUUCUUCUUUUUUUUUAUGAAUUCUUGAAAAAACACUUUUCUAGAAUUUCAAAUGAAGUCAUUUCACCCAUAUGUUUAAAUAGUAGCAAACGUUUUAUUGGGAUGUUCUGUUUAACUCCUGUCCUUAAAAGUACUUGGGAGAGCCAAUAAUAUCAGAAAUAGUAGCACCAAUAGCUUUUUUUUUUUUUUUUUACGCCAUUGUUACACAACUUUGCUUUUUUUAUUUUGUUAAUUAUGAGUUGACCACACAUCCUUGGCGUUAAAUUCAGUCUAACCUGCUCAGUAUCAGUGCUACCCAGCUGAAAUGCAUGCAAUCCUCCACCCCGUUUGGUAAAAAUCAUUGUUUCAUUGCUAGCAUUGUUGGGGUCAGAUUUACCUUUCCUAUCUCAUCCACGGGUGCUGUUCUCAGUGGAGCACCGUAAAACAGCCUUCUGCUGUGGUUAAGCUCAAAAGGAAACUGAGCUUUAGUCUGUUACAGUCUUCCUGUGCGCCUGACAAAUGAAGGACAGACGAGCGAGGCGUGAUGCCCAUUUGGUGCUUUCAAUUAACUCGAUGCAAUUAUGCCACGUAUCCUCCUCAUGUAAAGUGAAGUUAUGUGAAUGAAGCAGUGAUUAUGUUUUAAGCUUGACUGAUGCCAUGAAAUUGAAUGGCUUUAACGCUCAUAAAUGUCCCAACUGAUGAGUGCUUCAUGGUUUCCAUGGUGACGGGGCACCAGCCAAGAUGAAAGUUCCUGACAUUCCUUUGUGCUGUUUUUACCCAACAUUUAAUUACCAAAUAGUUUUUAAUGCACAUAUUGUAAUACAAAAAUUUUAUUAAACUUCAGCUAUCUCAUCUGUGA
This is a messenger RNA of Cololabis saira (Pacific saury), 2277 nucleotides long. RefSeq names its product septin 2 (gene septin2). The record is from RefSeq and is a predicted model, not a curated record. Gene Ontology annotation, cellular component: septin ring; septin complex; cell division site. The transcript has 13 exons. NCBI's taxonomy places the organism in Eukaryota, Metazoa, Chordata, Actinopteri, Beloniformes, Belonidae. Bases 141 to 1250 code for a protein of 369 amino acids. Gene Ontology annotation, biological process: cell division; cilium assembly; cytoskeleton-dependent cytokinesis. Gene Ontology annotation, molecular function: molecular adaptor activity; GTP binding; GTPase activity.